UUCCGCCCGUUCCGCCCCUCACCGUUCCCCUCUCCCCCCGCUCUAGUUUUUUUUCCCGUUUUCUCCCGUUUUUCCCCCAUUUCUCCCCCACCAUGUCCGAGUCCCUGGGCUGGUGCGUGGAGGCCGUGCGGGCCGCGGCCGAGCCGUCGCUGUCGCGGGCGCUGCUGGCGCUGCGGGCCCGGCACACGCGGCGGGCCGGGGGCCCCGCGCGGUUCCGGGAGCGAGGGGGGCUCGGGCCGCUGCUGGAGCUGGUGGGGCCCGAGAGGCCCCGGAGGGUGCUGGAGCUGGCGCUGAGCGUGCUCGGGAACUGCUGCACCGAGCCCGGCUGCCGGCGGCAGACCAGGAGCCUCGGAGGGGUGCCGCGGCUGGUGUCGCUGCUGUCGGUGCCCGGUGUCCCCGAGAGCGUCGGGAACCGCGUGGCCCGGACCUUGGCCAACCUGGCCCUGGAGCCCGACGGCGCCCGGGACGUGCUGGAGGCCGGUGCCGCUCCCCUCCUCAUCACCCUCACCGCCACCUGCAGCACCCCCGGCUGCCUCCUGAGCGCCGCCCGCGCCCUACGCAUCCUCGGCACCCCCCAAACCGCCCCGGGACCCCCCAAAACUGCUCCCCAGUUCGAGGCGGGGGGUUCCCAAGUCGGGUCGGGGGUCCCCAGCGCCCUGUGCUCCCCGCAGUUCGAGGCCGGGGUGCGCGCGCUGUGCCUGCUGUGCCGCGAGGCGGUGUCGCGGGCGCGCGUGCGCCGCUCGGGGGGCCUGGGCGCGCUCGUGGCGCUGCUGCGCGAGCCGCGCGCCGCGCGCUGGCACCGCCGCGCGCUGCUGGCGCUCAGCGCCUUCGCCUGGGACCCGCCCGCGCUGCGCGCGCUCGAGGCGCGCGGCCUGGUGCCGCUGCUGGCGCGGGCGCUGCGCCGAGAGCGCCCGCCCCUCCCCCCCUCGCUGCGCUCGCUGGCCCUGCCCCCCAUCCCCGCGCUGGACCCGCGCAGCCGCGAGGCGCCCGCGCUGCUGCUGCUCGAGCGCCUGGCCACGCCCCCCCGCCCCUCCCCCGCCCUCCCCUUCCCCACCCUGGUCUCCGCCCUCCUGGCCUACCUGGGGGGGGCCCCGCGCCCCUCCCCCCGCGCCCCCCGCCUGCUGCAGCUUCUGGUGCAAAACCCCCAAUUUCUGGGGCCUCUGGUUCGCGGCUUCGUCCCCUCGCUCAUCCACGCCCGGCUGGUGCUGGGGGUGCCCCCCCAGAAAUGGGGCAGGGGGGCGGCGGGGGAAGGGAGAGACCCCCGCCCCCAAUGGGCCCGAGCGGAGAGGAGGGAGAGGCUGCGGGAGCUGGGUGAGGCGCUGCUGCGCAGCCUCGCGGCCACGGCGGCCUCGCCCUUCGGCGUGGGGGUGCUGACGCACGGGCUGCGCUGCGGCAGCGCCCCCGCGCGGCUGGCGUGCGCCACUGCACUGCCCCUGCUGGCCAGGCCGGGCUCGCCGCUGUGGCCGCUGCUCUGGGGGGGGGGAGGGGCGCUGCCGCUGCUGCUCGGAGCCGCCGUGGGCGCCGCCCGAGGGGGGGGCGGGGCGUCCCCGGGCUGCCCCUACUCGCUGUCCCCCUGGGACGUGUCCCUUGUCCCCGACGCGCCCCCGCCGCUGCCCGCCUCCCGCCGGGCUCUGUCCCGCGUGUCCCCGGUGCUGUCCACGCUGCUGUGCGGCCCCUUCUUGGCGCCGCCAGCGGCAGGUGACGCUUGCGCCGCUGCCCAGCGCCCGGCGCUGCUGCUGCUGCUGCAUUUCCUGCACGGCUGCGCCGCGCGCGCUGCCCGCACCUCUCCGGCCCCUCGAUGUCACGCGGCGGGCGCUGGCGCUGGCGCUGGCGCGGGCGCUUCCUGGUGCCGUCGCCGAGGCCUGGCUGGCGGCGGCGUGCGGGGCCGCCGGCCGCGCUCUGGGCCUGGCGGCGCUGGGGCAGCAGCAGCGCUGGCGCGCAGGGCGGCGCGCCGUGCUCAGCGGCGGCGCCCUCAGCGUGGAGCCCCCGUGCUGCUCGGCGCCGCCAGAGCGGCCACGGAGCCCGCGGCGCUGGUCAGGGCGCUGCUGGAGGAGAUCGGCCCCGCCCACGGGGCGCUGGGCCACGCCCACGAUGAGCUGAGCGUAGGGGCGCAGUGGGACCCCCUGGUGGGGGUGGGGCAGCUCGGGGGGGACAGCGAGGAGGAGGAGGAGGAGGAGGGUGACGUCAUGGAGCAGGGCGGUGACGUCAUGGAGGAAGGCAGUGACGUCAUGGAGGAGGAAGGGUCGCGGUGA
Camarhynchus parvulus is the source of this 2252-nucleotide messenger RNA. RefSeq names its product armadillo repeat containing 5 (gene ARMC5). Gene Ontology annotation, molecular function: protein binding. The transcript has 8 exons. The coding region runs from base 93 to 2252 and encodes 719 amino acids. The record is from RefSeq and is a predicted model, not a curated record. Gene Ontology annotation, biological process: anatomical structure morphogenesis. Gene Ontology annotation, cellular component: cytosol. NCBI's taxonomy places the organism in Eukaryota, Metazoa, Chordata, Aves, Passeriformes, Thraupidae.